CGAUGGCCUUCUUUCGAUUUCCGAAGCUCUUCUAUAUGCUUCUACAGAGAGGGAGAGAGAGAGAGAGAGAGUAAAGGAGAGUGACGAAAUCGAAGCAUUACUACCUUAUCCCUCUCCCUACAGAGACGGGGGACCGACACGGAAGAAGAAGAAGAGGGUUCUGCUGGCGGAAGUUUAGGUUUCUAAGUGAAGGUGAAUCGAUCGGGAUGAGUAAGGAACGGCAGCCAGAACCGUUGGAUUUCUUUAUCUGGACGGUGGAGGAUGUAGGGUUAUGGCUUGAAGAAAUUAAUCUGGGUGGUUACAGACAAAUAUUUAAAGAAAACGGUGUCAACGGUGAGUAUCUGGAUAGCUUGUCUACAUUUACCACUGAACAGAUUCUGCGGUUUAUCAGGAGGUGCCGUAUGAAAUGGGGAGACUUCAUUACUCUGUGCAAGGAGCUUAGACGCAUUAAGGUUGCAUUGCUCAAAGGAGAGGAGCAUGUUAGACGUCCAUGGUGGGCUCCCCCCUGCCUAUCAGUUGUCUUUGUCAAGGUGGCGAAGCACAAUCGGCAAUCUCGAGUUGUCUCAUUGAAGCAGGAACCGUGAUGUGCACAGACUGGUAUAUAUGUAUUAUAAUUUAUGUUAAGUUAUUGUUGCGGUUGGCUGUCCACAUCGUUCUGCCCUUCAACCGUUAUCCCUUUCAUAUUUAGUCCACUUUAUGUUCAUACAAGUCAUGACUCUCUUUUGUUAGUUCCUUCAUGAAAAUCAUUUUUGUUGAACAUAUGAAAAAAUAUAGUGUGAAGUGGUAUUCAAUGUUUUAUUGAA
Molecule: messenger RNA, 803 nt
Organism: Nymphaea colorata (pocket water lily)
Lineage: Eukaryota; Viridiplantae; Streptophyta; Magnoliopsida; Nymphaeales; Nymphaeaceae
Exons: 4
Coding region: 207-584 (125 amino acids)
Molecular function (GO): protein binding
Source: RefSeq, a predicted model, not a curated record